Messenger RNA from Toxorhynchites rutilus septentrionalis, 3036 nucleotides. RefSeq lists its product as uncharacterized. The record is from RefSeq and is a predicted model, not a curated record. Lineage: Eukaryota; Metazoa; Arthropoda; Insecta; Diptera; Culicidae. The coding region runs from base 1 to 3036 and encodes 1011 amino acids. The transcript has a single exon.
AUGGCCGACGCUCGAUCGAAGGAACAAAUGGUGACGCGGAGAAUGACCCUGCUGGCGUCGCUGUCACGUGCGGAGCAAUUCAUCGAACAGUACGUCACUGAACGGGAUGGGCUCGAGGUGCAGAUCCGGCUAGAGAAUCUGGAUAUACUAUGGGCAUCAUUGGAGGAAGUGCAGACUGCCCUAGAGGAUUUGGAGGAUACCAACGAAGGUAAAAUGUUAAAUCUCCAAUACCGCGCUUCUAUGGAGCCUAGGCUGUUCAGAGUAAAGGCGAUGCUUAAGGCUAAACUACCAACUCCUGUUAUUCCUCACGAAAACCGCCCCCUUGAAAACCCCCCUCGUUCGUCGUCCGCUUUGUCCGGUUUGAGGUUGCCAACAAUUUCGCUUCCGGAUUUUGACGGAGAUUACAAGCAGUGGCUUACCUUCCACGAUACGUUUCUCGCAUUGAUCCACGAGAACGUAGAACUUCCACCGAUCCAGAAGUUCCAUUACCUCCGUGCAGCGGUGAAGGAUGAAGCAGCGCAAAUCAUCGAAACGAUUGCCAUCAGUGCGGCCAACUAUCCACUGGCUCGGCAAACAUUGGUCGCUCGUUAUUCCAACAAGUAUCUAUUGAAAAAGCGACAUUUACAAGACCUGUUGGAAAUUCCCAGGAUGAAAAAGGAGACCGCUGCCGCGUUGCAUUCCGCGGUAGACGAUUUUCAGAGGCACGUGAAAAUCCUAGAACAAUUGGGUGAGCCAACUGCACAUUGGAGUACCCUGCUGGAGCAUCUAUUGUGCAUACGAUUGCAUGAUGACACAAUCCGAGCAUGGGAGGAUCAUGCAGAGACUGUCGGAAACCAAACGUACAAAUGCUUGGUAGAAUUUUUGGAAAAACGCAUCCGUGUUCUUGAGAGUGUUUCGGUCAACCAUAAUAAUAUAGCUCACCAAACCACGCCCGCUGCAGGUGUCAACAGUACUCAUCAUCGAAGACCCUCGUUACCGUUUAAAAUGUCUACUCACGCCGUCACGGAAAGUUCAGCCCCCAAAUGCCAUGCAUGUGAUCAGCAUCAUCCCCUAGUAAGAUGUUCGAAAUUCGAGAAGAUGACGCUAGCUGAGCGUUUACGUACAGUGAACUCAAAACGACUCUGCCUAAACUGCUUUCGCCAUGAUCACUUCGCCCGUGAUUGCUCCUUUUCCUACAGUUGUCGGGUGUGCAAGAAAAAGCACCAUUCCAUGUUGCACCCUGGGUACAUUGAGAAUUCCAACAGAUUUGGUACUGAAUCGCCAUCCAACAGCGCGAUUUAUUCGGGUGGUCCGCCACAACAAUCAUCCAACGUUCAAUCCAGAAUUUCAUUUCAAGAAGUUUCUAACGCAUCGAAGUUACAGACAGUGAAAUGCAGCAGCACGAUUUACAAUCCCCACCCAACCGUGUUCAUGCUAACAGUGGUGCUGCGCAUCGUAGAUGUUUACGGGAAGGAGCACUUCGCCCGUGCUCUGCUGGACAGUGCCUCUCAGCCGAACCUAAUGUCCGAUCGUUUGGCUCAACUGCUCCGUUUGCGUCGACAGAAGGUGAAUGUUCUCGUUCAUGGGAUUGGUGAGAAGCCUGAACAUGCUACGGAGUCUGUGACGACUAAAAUCCUCUCCCGCAAAAAUGAAUUCGCUAAAGAUGUUAGCUUUUUAGUUCUCAAGCGAAUGAUGUCAAAACUGCCAGCUGAAGAUGUACUUGUUGAAAGAUGGAAUCUACCCGGCGACGUGUUCCUAGCUGAUCCUGGAUUCAAUCGGUCGAGCGAGAUCGAUCUCGUAAUAGGAACUCAAUUUUUCUUCGAUUGUUUCCCCACAGCGUCUAAAAUUCAACUCUCAGGUAAUCUUCCCAUAAUGGUUGACAGCGUGUUUGGCUGGAUAUUUGCUGGAAAUUGUCAUCUAGUUCCAUCUGCCAGUGAUGCCGUUAGCUGCACGACCGUCGCCCAGUCGUUAGCCCCGCUGGAAGAAUGCAUGGAAAGAUUUUGGAAGAUAGAAGAACUCCCUGUCAGACGUGAUAUGUCACCCGAGGAAAAGGCUUGCGAAGAGCUUUAUAGGUCAACCACAUCCCGAAACGAUGAUGGGAGAUAUGUUGUUCGACUACCGAAACAGCCCAACUUCGCUGAGAUGGUUGGUGAAUCGAAGUCCAUCACAUUACACCGAUUUCACCUGCUCGAGCGAAGACUUUCGAACGAUACUGAUCUGAAAGAGAGCUACGAUAAGUUUAUGGCUGAUUACGUAGCUUUAGGACAUAUGCGUAUUGUACACUCUGACUAUACUCCUGAUUCACACGUGCACUACUUGCCACAUCACCCUGUGCUGAAAGAGGCCAGCACAACAACAAAAACCAGAGUGGUUUUCGAUGGCUCCAGCAAAACGUCAUCCGGUUAUUCGCUCAACCAAUCCCUAUGUAUUGGACCCGUUGUACAAGACGACCUCUUGACCUUAAUUAUCCGCUUCCGAAAAUACCCGAUAGCCAUGAUUGCGGAUAUUGAGAAAAUGUACCGCCAGGUACAGGUACAUUCUUCCGAUGCUCCUCUCCAACGAAUAUUAUGGAGAUUUAGUCCUUCUGAUCCAUUGCUCACUUAUGAGCUCCAGACCGUCACCUAUGGACUAGUUCCUUCAUCUUUUCUCGCCACUAGAACGCUACAGCAGCUUGCUGAAGAUGAUGGUGACGUUUAUCCUCUGGGAGCCGCUGCAUUGAGAAAGUCGUUUUACGUUGAUGACUAUAUAGGUGGAGCAGACUCGAUUCCUGAAGCUAUCGAGUUGCGCAACGAGUUGACCAAACUGCUGGCAAGAGGUGGUUUCCCGCUGCGAAAGUGGACGUCAAAUAAGUUAGAAGUUCUCCAAGGUUUGUCCUCCGACGAAAUUGGUACCCAGUCAACCCACAAGUUUGACCCAGAUGAGACCGUGAAGACCCUCGGAAUUUUGUGGGAGCCUGCAUCGGAUCAGUUUUGCUUCGAUCUACAAAUGCACUGCGUCACGACGUACGUGACAAAACGGGUAAUCAUUCCGCUGUGUCACAGCUGUUUGAUCCGCUAG